AUGGGACGACCAACGGCCACUGGUCGUGUGGAGAAGGUGGCGGCCCCUGGCGAGGGGGGUCGUCAGAAUACCCGAGCUGCAGUCCGCCGCAGUGCUCGUAGAGAUGAUGAAGACGAAGGUGAUGAGGUCCCUCAAGCUGGCCCAUUCGUUGCCGCCGGCCCUCCGACUGUCGUUGGCCCUCAGACUGUCGCUGGCCCUCCGACUGUCGCUGGCCCUUCUAGCGUAGCCUCGGCUACGAUGACCAGAGAUACCACCGCCGCAGCUGAUACCACGGUCUCACAAGCCGCACCAGCUGCUGUAACCCACUCUUUUUCGCAGAACCCGUACGGAAAACCGGCGCGCACACCUCUCCCAAGCGGCCGAAUCACCGCGGCUCCUACUACCUCUGCAACCUCCGCGGCUCCUGCUGCGACCGCCCCCGCCAUCAUGGCAAACGUCCCAAAUGCUUUUGCGACCGCAAUCGCCCCAGCCACUCUUGCACCUGCCACGGCAGGUGCUCAAGUCGCUCAAGCAGUCGCAGGUGUUGCUGCCCCCGCCAUCCCCCUAAAAUACGCACAACACUCCACGCCCCCCCAACCCGGGGCUCCGAUCCCUGGCGCCAAUGUCGUCAGUUCCCACUACUACUGCACCUUCCAAGGCUGCACGAAACACUUCGACAAUGAUCGUGGCUACAAGCGCCACUACAACGUCGAACACCUCGGUAACCGUUGGUAUUGCCUCGUUGCGGGCUGUGGAUGGAACAUCUACGAGUAUCGCAAAGCUGAUGUGAGGGCACACAACGCUAAGGAGAACGCAGCGGAGGUUGCUGCCGGAAGACAGCCAACUCACCCCCAGUGA
Messenger RNA from Drepanopeziza brunnea f. sp. 'multigermtubi' MB_m1, 837 nucleotides. RefSeq lists its product as uncharacterized. The record is from RefSeq and is a predicted model, not a curated record. Lineage: Eukaryota; Fungi; Ascomycota; Leotiomycetes; Helotiales; Drepanopezizaceae.